AUGAUGAUGAAAUUAAUUUUGACCAUCGCACUUUUCGUGUCUAUAACGUUCGCCACGCCUUAUUCCUUCAGUGGACAUAGGAAUAAGAUAGCCCCUCUGUUUUCCCCCGGUGACAAGAAUGUUGUUCCCGGGCAGUACAUCGUGGUCUUCAAGGAACAUGUCGCAUCCACAACAAUCGAUGAUCAUAUUUUUCACGUCAAUAACUUAAUCGUGAAGGGAGCUAGUACUCAAGAAAAUCAUGGUAUUCGACGAAGAUUCAAUAUUGAAAAACUAAAAGGAUAUUCCGGCAGAUUUUCCUAUGAUAUCUUGAAUAUCAUCAGGCAUUUGGACGAGGUAGAGUAUGUUGAACAAGAUCAAUAUGUGUUUGCUUCCGAGACUCAGGAAUACGCCCCUUGGGGUAUUUCUCGUAUCUCGCAUCGCUACAAUUGGGAGGAGGGACACAAAGACACCUACCAUUACGAAUACGACUCCGGCGAGGGAGUGAAUGUUUAUGUCAUUGACACCGGUGUGAGGAUUGAUCACAUCGAGUUUGACGGACGUGCCUCAUGGGGUGGGUCCUUCUCUGAGAGCGACCCGACCGAGUUAGACGGCGAUGGUCAUGGUACCCAUGUCGCCGGUAUUAUCGCCGGAAGACAUGUUGGUGUUGCCAAGGACGCGAAGAUUGUGGCCGUUAAGGUUUUGGAUUCCAACGGUAUGGGAACCUGGUCGGAUGUCAUUCUCGGUAUAGAUUAUGUUGUCACUAGGCAUAAUGAACAGGUCGAAGAGUUAAAAUCCAAUUUCACCGGCUCUGUCAUAAACAUGAGUUUGGGAGGCGGGUAUAGUCCGGCUGUAAAUUUUGCCACUACCGAGGCAUAUAGAGCUGGCAUUUGUGUUGUCGUGGCCGCUGGUAACGAACGUACAGAUGCGUGCGGUUCCUCACCCGCUUCCGCCGAAGGUGCCAUCACUGUUGGAGCAAGCACAGUUGACGAUUAUUUCGCCUGGUUUUCCAACUAUGGACCCUGCGUUGACGUCUUUGCGCCCGUGAGAACCUCGAUGGCGUCUCCUCAUGUGGCAGGUUUGAGCGCAUACUUCCUGUCAUCUUACCCCGGAUCAUCACCAAAAUUUAUUAAGGAGCUCAUUGUUGGCUGGGCUACACUCGACGUUCUGAAAGACAUUCCAAAAUCCAGUGCUAAUCUGUUAGCAUACAAUCAUAUUUGUCAUCAUAAGGAUGAAUGUUCAGAGUCUGAUGAUGAGUCUAAGUUUAGAAAUCAACAGUAUUUGAACAAGUUUAUGUGA
Molecule: messenger RNA, 1275 nt
Organism: Acaulospora colombiana
Lineage: Eukaryota; Fungi; Glomeromycota; Glomeromycetes; Diversisporales; Acaulosporaceae
Source: the annotation of a GenBank genome assembly